AAUUAUGGAAAAACUAUGGUUCAUAAUAAUUAAAAAGAGAAAUAUAAUGAUUAUAAAUAUUAUUGGAAUUAAGGAGAAGUAGUUGAAGCAUUAAAAAAUGAAGGGUAUAUAUUAUAUAUAUAUUAAAAGACAUAUGUUACCAAUUUGAAAGUUUUCAAAUGAGAAAUAAAAAAAAAACAUGUAACUUCUUUGUGUUGGAAUCCUCGUUAUAUGGAUUUAUUUGCUGUUAAUUUUGGUAGCUAUGAA
Paramecium primaurelia is the source of this 246-nucleotide messenger RNA. Lineage: Eukaryota; Ciliophora; Oligohymenophorea; Peniculida; Parameciidae. The record is from the annotation of a GenBank genome assembly.